AUGGAUGCACCAGACUGCAAGCCGAUGUUAGGCAACUUUGUGAGCAUAGUCGAGGACAGCAGCCGUGGCGAUGACACAGAUGUGACGAAGUCGAAUGCCGGUAUUGCGAAGCCCUCCGACAUUUACCGUCCCCUCCGUCUCAACCCCGUAUUUUACGACCAAGACCCCUCUGCGAUCAAUAAGCGGCGUUCCCGGGAGAAAGUGCGGGCCGCAAAGCUGCUACUCGAAGAUACCAGUAUAAAUGAGGAUGAGGAUUUGCCCGUAGAGGUCUAUUAUGGUUCCUCCAUCAGUGAUACCAAAUUUCUCAAGAAAAUGCGAGAGAAGGAAAAGUAG
Molecule: messenger RNA, 333 nt
Organism: Dibothriocephalus latus
Lineage: Eukaryota; Metazoa; Platyhelminthes; Cestoda; Diphyllobothriidea; Diphyllobothriidae
Source: the annotation of a GenBank genome assembly